This is a messenger RNA of Microthlaspi erraticum, 369 nucleotides long. The record is from the annotation of a GenBank genome assembly. Lineage: Eukaryota; Viridiplantae; Streptophyta; Magnoliopsida; Brassicales; Brassicaceae.
AUGGCUUAUGCAGCAAUGAAGCCUGCGAAGGCUGGUUUAGAAGAGCCACUCGAGCAAAUCCAUAAGAUCAGGAUUACUCUCUCCUCAAAGAAUGCCAAGAACGUCGAAAAAGUGUGCUCUGAUUUGGUUCGAGGAGCAAAGGACAAGGGACUCAGAGUCAAGGGACCAGUGAGAAUGCCCGUUAAGGUUCUUAAAAUCACUACACGAAAAGCUCCUUGUGGUGAAGGAACCAAUACAUGGGACAGAUUCGAAUUGAGGGUUCACAAGCGUGUGAUUGAUCUCUUCAGCUCUCCUGAAGUGGUCAAGCAAAUCACUUCCAUCACCAUUGAACCUGGUGUUGAGGUCGAGGUCACCAUCGCCGACUCUUAG